GCCAGCAGCGGAGAGAGUGUAGAGACGUGAACAGAGACACAGAGGACUGUCCCGUCCCCAAUAAAACAACACUGACGUGGGAUAAACUCAAACGCGUCCGUGUGUUUCGACAGGUUUGCUCCAUCGUUGUUGUUUUGAUAACAGGAGGCAAGGAUGGCAAUGCAAAUGGGUGAGCUUGACAGUGGCACGGUGAAGGUGACAGAGUGGCAGCGGACAAUGUAUGGUGUAGACUCGGGCAUUCAGUCUGGAGCCACCACAGUCAGAGAUGACGACGGUGAUUUCACCACCUCCAAGCACUACACCAUGACCACCACCGUCACAACGGAACAGCCUGACUUGGAUGCCCAGUACACUAUGACCAGAGCCCAGCGGGUGCGGGCUGCGAUAUUCCCAGAGACGCUGGAAGAAGGCACAACCAUCUUGUCUACUCAGACAGACUCGACCCAGAUGACCAACGUCCAGCGGCUGGCCGAGCCCUCCCAGAUGCUGAAGACCGCCAUCAUCCAUCUGAUCAACUACCAGGACGACGCCGAGCUGGCCACACGUGCCGUGCCCGAGCUCACCAAGCUGCUCAACGAUGAAGACCAGGUGGUGGUCAGCAAGGCAGCACAGAUUGUCAACCAGCUGACACGCAAAGAGGCAUCACGCCGCGCACUGAUGCAGUCCCCUCAGAUGGUGGCAGCCGUGGUGCGGGCCAUGCAGAACACAAGUGACAUGGAGACCGCACGCGCCACAGCCAGCAUCCUCCACAACCUGUCCCACCAGAGAGAGGGCCUGCUCUCCAUCUUCAAGUCCGGAGGCAUCCCUGCUCUAGUCCGCAUGCUCAGUUCUCCCAUGGAGUCUGUGCUCUUCUAUGCCAUCACCACGCUCCACAACCUGCUGCUGCACCAGGAGGGAGCUAAGAUGGCCGUGCGUCUGGCCGACGGCCUGCAGAGGAUGGUUCCCCUGCUGAAGAAAAGCAACCCCAAGUUCCUGGCCAUCACCACAGACUGUCUGCAGCUGCUGUCCUAUGGCAACCAGGAGAGCAAGCUGAUCAUCCUUGCCAACGGGGGUCCUGAGGGUCUGGUUCACAUCAUGAGAAACUACAACUAUGAGAAGCUGCUGUGGACCACAAGCCGUGUGCUCAAAGUCCUCUCUGUGUGCCCCAGCAACAAGCCUGCCAUUGUAGAAGCUGGUGGGAUGCAGGCUCUGGGUAAACACCUCACAGGCUCCAGCCAGCGUCUGAUGCAGAACUGCCUGUGGACGCUCAGGAACCUGUCUGAUGCUGCCACCAAGCAGGAGGGUAUGGACAGCCUGCUGCAGGUGCUGGUGGGCCUGCUCAGUUCAGAUGACAUCAACAUGCUCACUUGUGCCACGGGCAUCCUCUCUAACCUCACAUGCAACAACGCCCACAAUAAAACUCUGGUCACCCAGAGCAAUGGUGUCGAGGCUCUGAUCCACGCCAUAUUGCGUGCCGGUGAGAAAGAGGAUGUGACCGAACCUGCUGUUUGCGCUCUGCGCCACCUGACAUCGCGCCACCAGCAGGCUGAGCUGGCGCAGAAUGCUGUGAGGACACACUACGGCAUCCCCGCCAUCGUCAAGCUGCUCAACCAACCCCACUACUGGCCUGUCAUCAAGGCUGUGGUUGGCCUGAUCCGUAACCUGGCCCUGUGCCCAGAUAACCAGGCUCCUCUCAGGGACGCAGGAGCGAUCCCCCGUCUCACCAACCUGCUGCUCAAAGCCCACCAGGACGCCCAGAAACAUGGCUCAUCUGCCCAGCAGACAUACCAGGAUGGAGUGAGGAUGGAGGAGAUUGUGGAGGGCUGCACAGGAGCUCUGCACAUCCUGGCCAGAGAUCCCAUCAACAGAGCAGAGAUUGCCAACCUGCAGACCAUUCCUCUGUUUGUGCAGUUGCUCUACUCUCCAGUGGACAACGUGAAGCGUGUGGCGGCAGGUGUCCUGUGCGAGCUGGCCCUGGACAAACAAUCAGCUGAGGUCAUCGACAGCGAGGGAGCGUCGGCUCCACUGAUGGAGCUGCUGCACUCCAACAACGAGGGCAUUGCUACAUACGCUGCAGCCGUGCUCUUCCGCAUCUCUGAGGAUAAGAACCCAGACUACAAGAAGCGUGUGUCUGUGGAGCUCACACACUCUCUGUUUAAACACGACCCCGCUGCCUGGGAGAUGGCCCACAACGGUGUCCCCAUGGACGCACACUAUCCAGAUGAGCUGGAUGUUGGUUUCCAAGGAUACGGAGCAUAUGCAGGUGAUAUGCCCUUGGACGUCGUUGAUGGAAAUUUGAUGCAUGAUGAUUACGCAAUGACCUACGACAGACAACAGUUCCCUUAUUAAAGACCCAGAAGAGGAAGAGAAGAGGAGGCAGAGGCGCUGUAGUGAUGCCUAAUGGGACAAAGAAGAAGAGCAUACAGUCGUCUGUGGAGAUUAUUCCCUCUGCUCUCAGCCUGAUGUAAUAUAUGCAAUUAUCACCGAGUACAGGACUCAUAAUCUUAACAGGGCUCAACUUUGUUUUAUAGCCUAAUUUUACUGAUUAUAAUUAUGACAAUGAUGAUGCUUGUAGGUUUCUGUUAGAGAACCUUCUAAGAGUGUGUGCAUGUGAGUAUGUGUGUGUGUGUUUGUGCUUUUGGGUGGGUAUUCUAUGCCAAAGAGAUUUUAUUUUGUGAUGAUAAUCGUGUAGCUUCCUUCUUUUCUUUUUUUUUUUUUUUUUUUUUUUUUUAAGAAAAAGAAACAAAAAAAAGAGAAUAAUAGUUGAAAACACUGCCAGAGGUGGCUCAACGUGCACGGUGCACCUGCUCACCGCUCGCUCUUUCUUAACGCCUUUGUAACAGACACUGCUGUCUAUGCUGUAGUUUUGACACUAUAUACCGUCAAGUUUCUCCCGCUGUGACCCAAGAGUCGGUGAAGAGUUAGUUAACACGGACUCGUUCUUCCUCUCGGCACUAAUUCAGUAGGAGCGAACAAACGGAGAGAUGUGGAGGUCUUUGACAGACCUUUGAGAGAGAAGUGUAGGGCCCCCCCCCCCCGACUCUUAUGGAAUCAGCUGACGUGGAUUAUUAGGAGUGUAGGUGAACAAGAUGGUUGUUUGUUUAUUUUUAUGAACUGUUUCUCAUCUUUUCUAAGUUAUUCACUGGGAAAGGUUCACAUUACCUGACAUUACCAGGAUAUUAACAGAUUCCUUUGAUUAGAAAACUGAGCUUCGAGAGAAAAAUCGUAUGUGACUAUAGUAAUUUGCAGGAAAACAACAGUGUGGGUAAAGCAGUUUUACAGAGUUGUUCAACAGAUUGACUAAGUCAUUAGUCAACACACGAGAUGAUGUAGUUGGGGACGGCCCUACAGCUAGAGCAAACUACUGACAGGGAAAUUUGUCUUUCUACUUAAUAAGAGUUUUUACUGAAAUUUGUUUAAUAAAGAUAAAGGAUAUAUUAAACAUA
Molecule: messenger RNA, 3425 nt
Organism: Seriola dumerili (greater amberjack)
Lineage: Eukaryota; Metazoa; Chordata; Actinopteri; Carangiformes; Carangidae
Gene: jupa
Product: junction plakoglobin-like
Exons: 16
Coding region: 154-2328 (724 amino acids)
Biological process (GO): cell adhesion; positive regulation of transcription by RNA polymerase II
Cellular component (GO): catenin complex; adherens junction
Molecular function (GO): protein phosphatase binding; alpha-catenin binding; cadherin binding
Source: RefSeq, a predicted model, not a curated record